AAAAGUACGAAAACAACUUCAAAAUUAUCAGAAAAUUAAAGAAAUUCUCAGAAGCAUUUUACUCUGUCUUCCUCCCAAUUCCUCACCAAUUCCCUGGAACUCAAAAAAUUUACCACAAAUCAAGAUCAGAAAUUUUUCUCCUGAAAUUUAGAGCUCAGAUUUUCAAUUGCUUUCUCAUGGGACUGGUUUUUAUCAAUUCUUGAAAGCCAUGCCAAAGUCCAUGAAUUUCUUUCAGAAUCUGUUGAAGUCCUUCAAGUUGAGUUCUAGCAGAGAGGGCCAAAGUGAAGAGGACUUGGACCAGAUUGCUGCUCAGGAACAGAAGCAGUUUGCAUUUGAGACGUUAGUCUCUGCCACCAAAGAUUUUCACCCAACUCACAAGCUUGGUGAAGGUGGAUUUGGACCUGUCUUUAGGGGGAAGUUGGCCGAUGGGAGAGAAAUUGCCGUGAAGAAGUUGUCCCUUAGCUCAAAUCAAGGGAAGAAAGAGUUCAUGAAUGAGGCUAAGCUCUUAGCACGCGUCCAGCACCGGAAUGUUGUAAAUUUGUUAGGAUAUUGUGCAUAUGGAACAGAGAAGCUAUUGGUUUAUGAAUAUGUCGCUAAUGAGAGUCUUGACAAGUUUCUCUUCAAAUCCGAUAGGAGAGAGCAGCUCAAUUGGAAGCGGAGGUAUGAUAUAAUAACUGGUGUUGCGCGGGGAUUGCUUUACCUUCAUGAGGACUCACACAGUUGCAUCAUCCACCGUGACAUCAAGGCUAGUAAUAUUUUACUCGAUGAUAAGUGGAUUCCUAAGAUUGCUGAUUUUGGUAUGGCUCGUCUCUUCCCUGAAGACCAAACGCAUGUCAAUACCCGCGUGGCGGGCACAAAUGGUUAUAUGGCUCCAGAAUAUGUCAUGCAUGGGCAUUUGUCAGUGAAGGCAGAUGUUUUUAGCUUUGGGGUUUUGGUUCUGGAGCUUAUCAGUGGGCAGAGGAAUUCAACAUUUAAUCAAUCAGUUGAUGCACAAAAUCUACUUGAAUGGGUAUAUAAGCUCUACAAAAGGGACAGGAGUUUGGAGGCGAUGGAUCCAACAUUAGCAUCAUCAGCAGUCAAUGACCAAGUAAAAAUGUGCAUUCAUAUGGGGCUGCUAUGCACACAAGGUGAUCCACAGCUACGGCCAAAUAUGCGACGCAUAGUCAUCAUGCUGUCAAAGAAACCUGGCAAUCUGGAAGAACCAACUAGACCUGGAAUACCCGGUUCAAGAUAUAGAAGAUCUCGCAGGCCACCAGGAAUGUCCUCCGCUGCCGGAAUGUCAUCUGCUGCUGGAAUGUCAUCCACUGCUGGAAUGUCCUCUGCCGGAACAUCCGGUGAUUCAGAUUCCCAUUCUCGGACAUUUGAUUCGAGCUCAAACACUAAUACAGCUACGGCAUCUACAUCGACUCGUACCAGUCCAAGAUUAGAUCCUCAUGGUAAACGUCCCAUAGAAAGCUAAGCUUAGUUCAAUAGAAAUUUUGGAUACAUAUUCUUUGUAUGAUAGGUAUAUAAAAUUUAGUCUUCUAGAGUGUAAAUGUUAAUGAACGAUUAGUUGAUAAAUGCAAGAUUGGAUUGAACCUCGGCUUCUUUAAGCUAUGCAA
Molecule: messenger RNA, 1601 nt
Organism: Hevea brasiliensis (rubber tree)
Lineage: Eukaryota; Viridiplantae; Streptophyta; Magnoliopsida; Malpighiales; Euphorbiaceae
Product: cysteine-rich receptor-like protein kinase 43
Exons: 6
Coding region: 209-1459 (416 amino acids)
Biological process (GO): protein phosphorylation
Molecular function (GO): protein kinase activity; ATP binding
Source: RefSeq, a predicted model, not a curated record